Penaeus monodon (black tiger shrimp) is the source of this 1217-nucleotide messenger RNA. RefSeq names its product sorting nexin-16-like. The record is from RefSeq and is a predicted model, not a curated record. Gene Ontology annotation, molecular function: phosphatidylinositol binding. Gene Ontology annotation, biological process: early endosome to late endosome transport; protein targeting to lysosome; endosome to lysosome transport. NCBI's taxonomy places the organism in Eukaryota, Metazoa, Arthropoda, Malacostraca, Decapoda, Penaeidae. Gene Ontology annotation, cellular component: extrinsic component of endosome membrane; early endosome; late endosome.
GCUCAGAAAUACAAGGACCGGUGUUCGAGACUAGGAGUGGCAGAAUAGUCGAGUGGGAUGAGUGGGUGAUCAUCCUAGAGGACCAGACAUUCUCCAAAAAGGCAAGAAACCCAGUCUCCCUCGACAUGGCACAACGUGUAGCAAUUUCACGGGGAAUGGCAGCCUCGAGAGAAGGUAUCUCCUGCAGCUUCACGAUGCAAUUCUCGCUUUACCACGCCCAAGAAUUCACAGCCUCCCUCAAGAUAUGCAUCAAAGGAACUGAUUUCAUCAGGCAAUUUAGGCAGCAGGAUCAGCAAUGGGCAUGAGGAGGUGGCAGCACAACAUCCAUUAGACAACCAGGUGUCAAUUGCAGAUCCUGGGAUGAUGAAUGGCAAUAGGAGCACCAAUUUGCUUUCUCCAGUUCAAGGUGGACAGCAUAACAGAGGAUGGUACAGCUCUAAUAGUAACUUAACCUCAUCAGAUUCUACACCUAGUUCUGAUCAAAACACAGACCCGGGUCAGGGCAUGGAUUCUUCCCCAGUAGCAGGGCCUCUAGAUGCACUUGGAUUCUCAGAAAAUGAAGACAACAGGAACACCUGCUUGUAUCGCAUGCCCAUUGUGGGUUACGAGGUCCUUGAAGAACGGUCUAGAUUUACGGUGUUUAAGAUACAAGUCCUUCAUCAGCCAACUGGUGACCAGUGGUUUGUCUUCCGUCGGUAUACAGACUUUGUGCGCCUGAACAAGAAGCUGAAGUUGGAGUUCCCAGGACUGCGAUUUUCACUCCCGCCUAAGAAAUGGUUUGGUGAUAACUUUGACCCAAUAUUCUUGGAAGAUAGACAGUUGGGCUUACAAGCUUUUAUUGACAACAUAAUUGGGCAUGCUAGAAUCCGAGAAAAGAAGUGCGUUCGUGACUUCUUUUGCCUUGAUGAUCCUCCAGGUGCUCAUGACACUUUAGAGGAGAGUCGGGCAAUGUGUCAGAGUCUGGAAGAAAAUGUUUCAUAUUUGCAAGAACAGCUCCGUGAGAAGGACAGUGAGAUUGCAAUUCUCCGAUCACAAGUCAACUUCCUUAUGGCACAGCAGCAGACUCUUGUAAAAGCUCUAAGGUUAGAGUGUGAGUUGCAAAGUACAAAUGACCAUAGCCCAGGCUCCACACAUGAGCUAAACUUAGCUCUCCUUAAUAUAUGUGAGAAGAGUAUCAAUGGAGGCUUCAGUAAUUCAAAUCUGUUAUCACCUGCAAG